Talaromyces atroroseus is the source of this 423-nucleotide messenger RNA. Its product is annotated as Histone H2B. The coding region runs from base 1 to 423 and encodes 140 amino acids. The record is from RefSeq and is a predicted model, not a curated record. Gene Ontology annotation, cellular component: nucleosome. NCBI's taxonomy places the organism in Eukaryota, Fungi, Ascomycota, Eurotiomycetes, Eurotiales, Trichocomaceae. Gene Ontology annotation, molecular function: protein heterodimerization activity; structural constituent of chromatin; DNA binding. Gene Ontology annotation, biological process: nucleosome assembly. The transcript has 4 exons.
AUGCCUCCGAAAGCCGCUGAGAAGAAGCCCAGCACUGGUGGCAAGGCCCCAGCUGGCAAGGCUCCUGCUGAGAAGAAGGAGGCCGGCAAGAAGACUGCCACUGCUGCCUCUGGCGAGAAGAAGAAGCGCGGCAAGACCCGCAAGGAGACCUACUCUUCCUACAUCUACAAGGUCCUCAAGCAGGUCCACCCCGACACUGGUAUCUCUACUCGUGCCAUGUCCAUUCUCAACUCCUUCGUCAACGAUAUCUUCGAGCGCGUUGCCACCGAGGCCUCCAAGCUUGCUUCAUAUAACAAGAAAUCCACCAUCUCUUCCCGAGAGAUCCAGACUUCAGUCCGUUUGAUCCUCCCUGGUGAAUUGGCCAAGCACGCCGUUUCGGAAGGUACAAAGGCUGUUACCAAGUACUCCUCUUCCGCCAAAUAA